AUGACGUACGACGCUUCUCUCCUGUUUUCUGGACUUGGUACAGCCGAGACUCUGGCCAAUCAGAAGAGUUUUCGUCACCUAUUGCUAGGCUCCCUCCCCCACCACGUUCACCGGCGCACACAAAGGGCGGGGGCCCUGGCCAAUGGGGUGCGAGCACCAGGCGGCGCUUGGCGGUCGAGCGCCGUCGUUAAGGAGGCUUCGUUGCUAGGGAAGCAGUCGUGGAGAAAGGGGAACGGCGAUCGAAGCGGGGCUCGGAGCCCUGCAGCGACUGACUGGACACUGAGUCCGGCCCCGGCCUCCCGGGCCCCUACCGCGAGCAUGGUCAAGCUGGCGGCCAAGUGUAUCUUGGCAGGUGACGCCACAGUGGGGAAGAGCGCCCUGGCUCAGAUGUUCCGGAGUGACGGGGCUCAUUUCCAGAAGAACUAUACGUUGGUGAGUGUCAGUCCAAAGGCAGCCCAUGACCUGAGUUAG
This is a messenger RNA of Trichosurus vulpecula (common brushtail), 471 nucleotides long. It is a transcript of the gene IFT27, whose product is annotated as intraflagellar transport 27. The transcript has 3 exons. The record is from RefSeq and is a predicted model, not a curated record. NCBI's taxonomy places the organism in Eukaryota, Metazoa, Chordata, Mammalia, Diprotodontia, Phalangeridae. The coding region runs from base 1 to 471 and encodes 156 amino acids.